AAGAGACCGAAACAUUACUCUGCCUUGUUCAAAACUUAUCUCUCUCGCUCUGUCUCUCACACUCACAACCCAAUGGACUCUCUAACUCUCUUCUGUACUGCGGCGCUAAUCGCCGGCGGACUCUUUUGGUUCGUAUGCAUUCUGGGUCCCGCCGAACAGAAGGGCAAGCGAGCCGUCGAUCUAUCGGGCGGCUCAAUCUCGGCCGAGAAAGUUCGAGACAAUUACAAUCAAUACUGGUCCUUCUUUCGCCGCCCCAAAGAGAUCGAAACCGCCGAGAAAGUGCCCGACUUCGUCGACACGUUCUACAAUCUCGUCACCGACAUAUACGAGUGGGGUUGGGGCCAGUCCUUCCACUUUUCCCCUUCUAUCCCCGGCAAGUCCAACCUUGACGCCACGCGCAUCCACGAGGAGAUGGCCGUGGAUCUCAUCGACGUCAAACCCGGUGACCGAAUUCUGGAUGUCGGAUGCGGUGUCGGAGGGCCCAUGCGCGCCAUCGCCGCCCACUCGCGCGCCAAGGUCGUGGGCAUCACGAUCAACGAGUACCAAGUGAAGCGCGCGCGCCUGCACAACAAGAAGGCCGGCCUGGAUUCGCUCUGCGAGGUCGUGUGCGGGAACUUCCUGGAGAUGCCGUUCCCGGACAACAGCUUUGACGGCGCGUACUCGAUCGAAGCGACUUGCCACGCGCCGAAGCUGGAGGAGGUGUACGCCGAGAUCUUUAGGGUUUUGAAGCCCGGAUCUCUGUACGUGUCAUACGAGUGGGUGACGACGGACAAGUACGAGGGCAAUAACUCCGAACACGUGGAGAUCAUCCAAGGGAUCGAGAGAGGGGAUGCUUUGCCUGGCCUUAGAAGCUACGUGGACAUCGCCGAGGCGGCCAAGAAGGUUGGGUUCGAGGUGGUCAAGGAGCGAGAUCUGGCUAGGCCACCGGCUCAGCCGUGGUGGGCGAGGUUGAAGAUGGGGAGGAUCGCCUACUGGCGGAACCACAUUCUGGUGACUAUCCUCUCCGCCUUGGGAAUCGCGCCGAAAGGGACGGUCGAUGUGCACGAGAUGCUGUUCGUGACCGCUGACCAUUUGACCAGAGGGGGUGAGACCGGAAUUUUCACACCGAUGCACAUGAUCCUCUGCAGAAAGCCCGAGUCUACCGAAUCGUCUUAAGCCAACCAACAGUUGAUGAGGUAACCACCUCAGGCCCCUGCGUUCCAUGUGCCCAACCGCCUGUUACUUUUAGUUUUUGCUUAGGUUUUUGCCCCUUUUUUCUUUUUUUUUUUUCUUUCCCCUAAUUUCAAUUUACUAUGAUCUUUGUAUUUUUGUUUCGGAAUUUAAAUUAAAUCUCGUGGUUGGAUCUUGCUUUCUA
Alnus glutinosa is the source of this 1354-nucleotide messenger RNA. RefSeq names its product 24-methylenesterol C-methyltransferase 2. NCBI's taxonomy places the organism in Eukaryota, Viridiplantae, Streptophyta, Magnoliopsida, Fagales, Betulaceae. The transcript has a single exon. Gene Ontology annotation, biological process: steroid biosynthetic process. The record is from RefSeq and is a predicted model, not a curated record. Gene Ontology annotation, molecular function: S-adenosylmethionine-dependent methyltransferase activity. The coding region runs from base 73 to 1155 and encodes 360 amino acids.